CGUCAGGUGAAGAAGUGAGCUCUACAUUCAGUGCGCUGGUGCCUCACAGCGUACAGAGCAGCAUCCAGUGGACCAGCCUGCCUGUACAAUUCAGUUGUUUCCUUCAACACCAAGGCGUAUAUGUAUUUCUGGUGGAGGCAUAUUUAAUUUGUAUUUUACACGACCGCCGUUUGAGGAAGCCCCAGAGGAACCCGCGGACGUGUGAGGGGGAGUUUGAACAAACAAUCCCUUCGGUCUGCCUCCACUCUGCUUGCCAGCUUUUUGCCAGGAGAGUUAUUUUCUGCCAACCGAGGAAACAUGAGCUUUCUAUUUGGAAACCGCUCAUCCAAGACGUUCAAGCCCAAGAAGAAUAUCCCAGAGGGUUCUCACCAGUACGAGCUGUUGAAACAUGCAGAGGCUACGCUGGGAAGUGGAAACCUGCGUAUGGCGGUCAUGUUGCCCGAGGGUGAAGACCUAAAUGAGUGGGUCGCAGUCAACACUGUGGAUUUCUUCAACCAGAUCAACAUGCUGUACGGCACCAUCACAGAUUUUUGCACAGAGGAAAGCUGUCCAGUCAUGUCCGCUGGUCCUAAGUAUGAGUACCAUUGGGCUGAUGGGACCAACAUCAAGAAGCCCAUCAAAUGCUCUGCUCCCAAGUAUAUCGAUUACCUCAUGACCUGGGUGCAAGACCAGCUGGACGAUGAGACACUUUUCCCUUCAAAGAUCGGUGUCCCCUUCAAGCGAAACUUUAUGUCGGUGGCGAAGACCAUCCUGAAGCGGCUGUUCAGAGUCUACGCUCACAUCUACCACCAGCACUUUGACUCUGUCAUGCAGCUGCAAGAGGAGGCCCACCUCAACACGUCAUUCAAACACUUCAUCUUUUUUGUUCAGGAGUUCAACCUCAUUGACAGGAAAGAGCUGGUCCCACUACAGGAGCUGAUUGAAAAACUGACAACCAAGGAUAGAUAAACAGCAUUGUAAUCCUUUAUUUUAUUGGUCUUCUAGUUUUUGCACAGAUACCCACCCCCACCCUGGCUGUAUGUAUGCAGUAUAUAUACUAUAUAUUUCCAUUUGGGGAAAUGUUUUUAAUAAGGCCAGGAAGAAAGGAAGGGUCUUGAUAGGUUUAUGGCACCAGGACUAAUGCAAUCAGGGAUUACACACUUAAUUGAACAAACCACAGAUUAACAUAUUGGAGAAGUUGCUCUAAGCUGUAUGUAAAGAUCCCCAGUAUUCAGUCAGGGCUGACAUUUAGGAUAAUAUUAUAGAAAUAUGUUCAUUAGUUUUCUAUUACGCUACACAGAUUUCUUUGUUUCACUUGGAUUUAUGGCUACAGGAGGCAUUUCCACGCUCUUGGACGCACAGGGAAGAAAAGCGUGUGAGUGGAGUUGCUGUAUCAUUAUAGGAGGGUGUUGUCGGUGUCGGUGCGAGAAUUUAAGCCAGCCUUUUAAGUCUGUUUAACGACAGAAGCUCGUUAUUUAAGUCACUACGCUACAUAGAAGGAUCUGGGUUGCAGACUACUACUGUCUACAUCUGUAACAGCCCACAUCUGUCAAUACAAAAGAACCCUAAGUGCCUAGCAUGGCUCAUAAUUGCCCUAUGUCAACAGUGAGUACUGUAAGACAAUAAAGGCCAUAUAUCACUAACUCGAUUGACUUAACAUUAAAUUUUCCACCUCACCUUCCUUUAAGUUUCCACGCUUCUUAAUUCUCUCUUACACCACUUUUGAAUUACUACUGUAACUUGGUUUAGAUGGUAUUUUCUGUGUAAAACCAUACUACUCACCAACCUUCUCCUUAUUUAGUUAUCAAGUCUCUUUACCAAGUGUUCUGUGCAGGUUAUGAUAAAAUGAAUGUGUUGAAGGAUAUAGAAGUGAGGCUAGAAUAUUGUCAUGUUGUAGCAGGGACUCAAAUUAACUAAACUUUUAGCUUUUCCUAGUGACAUGUUUCUGAGUACUAGUUAUUUUCCCCCUAAAAACUUGAAGUAGAAACAGAAUUUUAGGAAAAGUCUUCAAGGGAUCUAAAACCUUUAAAGGGACAGUUCACCCCCAAAUCAAAACUACAUAUUUUUCCUCUAACCUUUGAUGCUGAUUAUCCAUCUAGAUUGUUUUGAUUUGAGUUGUUAAGUUUUGGAGACGUUGACCAUAAAGGUAUCUGCCUUCUCCUGAAUAUUAUGGAACCAGGUGGCGCUCGACUUGUGGUGUUCAAAGCGCCAAAAAAUCCCGACUCUGUCAUUUAAGUAAUCCAAAGAUCUUGUGGUGAGCACUUCAAUGUGAGAACUAUUUUUCCUUCCGCUAAACUACACCCGCCUAAUGUAUCACCACUCGCAUCUAGUCAUGGUCAGGAGGACGCCUCCGGAACAACAACUCGGGAUGACGGAGAACAUUUCGGAACAUGUGUUGACGUCACGCGAGGCUGAAACAUUGCCGAAAAAAUAAACAGUGGGCUAACAAACUUUUACCAAAGUCAUGUAUUGUGAGGACACUGUACCUUUUCCUUUAGUCUUCCUUGUCACUCAAACUCUGCAAACAGCUGUCAGUGUCUUGCACUGAGUGAUAAAAUGCAAAUGAGCAGCCAUCUGUUUCUAUCAUAUUCGAGAGAAGGGAGACAUCUCUACAGCUCCGCUGCAACUCACACCAAAGCAAUCUAGAUGGAUAAAUAGCACAACAAGUAAGAGACAAAAAACAUAUAUUUUUGAUUUAGGGGUGAACUGCCCCUUUAAAUUGUAUAUAAAUGUUAGAAGUAGAGACCUGUGUUUAAAGUCACAACCUCCCAAAAAAAAAUACAAGCAUUUUGAAUCGGGUUCUGCUGCGUCCCUUGUUAUCUCACGAGCCAUAAAGCACUUUGAGCAAUUUUCCUGACCUCUCUCUCGCCUGAAUGUUUAUACUGCAUAGACUGUGCUUUGUGAGAAGCUGUGUCAUGUGACUGACCAUAUAGUUUUUCCUCCCUCUGUUAUAUUUCCCCAAAUGAAUGUUGAAUCGCUUAACCUCCGCUGGAAAUUGGCUACGAUAAGGCACAAGUGAGAUUUCUUAUGCUUUUGUACGGUUGUUUGUUGCUGUGCUCCAAACAGCAGAUGCAUGUGCCCCCCCCUCCCCGAUCUCAAAGUGUAGUUUACUAUGCAAUAAUUGACACGAAACACUAAAAAGGGUUACCAGUCGGCUCAUUCGCUCUUUUAUCUGAUGUUGAGUUUCCUCUAUAGUGCUUAAAUUCUGGUGUUUGAUAGACAAUAGAGUUGCUUCUCUUUCAGGUUUGGUUUCGAAAAAUAAAAACAUUUUAUAUAUCUUCUUAUCUGGAACUUGUCAGAGAGGUGUAAUACUUCAAUGCACUCAUGUAAAUACUGAGGGUUAGACCUGUCUUAAAGAUACUUUUCAGCGAGCAUGGAGUGGUAGCGUGUUUUUUUCGGUUUAAAGAAUGCAACAAGUCUUUUUAGAGGCUGCUUCCCCUCCUUCCCUCAUUUGAAUAUUAAAAUUUUGUUUGCUUUUAAUCGUUGAGUAUCUCCCCUUCCACUUCCUUAGCUAGCUAUUAUGAAUGUUACUGCUCACCAGAUAUCUGAAAAUGUAAUAGAAAAACCAGUCAUCCUGAAAGCAUCUCAUCCUUAUGAAAUGCCCAUAACAGCCUAUUGCCUACAGUUUUUUUUUUUCCUCCUUGACUGUAAUAAUUGAUGAAAUGUUUGUAAAUAAUGGCUUGGUAGGGGUUUUCAAUGCUACUGAAUUGAUUUAUGCUGUUUACAAGGCAAAUAAAGGUGGUCUUGACUCUUUAAA
Acanthopagrus latus (yellowfin seabream) is the source of this 3736-nucleotide messenger RNA. Its product is annotated as MOB kinase activator 1B. Lineage: Eukaryota; Metazoa; Chordata; Actinopteri; Spariformes; Sparidae. Gene Ontology annotation, biological process: positive regulation of protein phosphorylation; hippo signaling. Gene Ontology annotation, cellular component: nucleus; cytoplasm. The coding region runs from base 298 to 948 and encodes 216 amino acids. The record is from RefSeq and is a predicted model, not a curated record. Gene Ontology annotation, molecular function: protein kinase activator activity. The transcript has 6 exons.